AGGACGUUGACAUACCUCAAAUCCUAAAAGCAAUUGUCACAGGUUCCAAGAUGGCCAAACAGGGCUACACAGUGGAUUUAAGCAAGCCACUGGUUUUCCAGGUUGGCCAUCUAGGAGAUGCAUACGAUGAGUGGGUCCAUCAACCAAUAGUAGGCAAAGAGGGGCCAAGGUUCUUCAAAAAUGAUCUUUUGGAGUUGUUGACUCGUACACCAUGGUGGGCAAUUCCAACCAUAUGGCUACCAGUUGUAUGGUGGCUGGCUUCAACUUCUGUAAACAGGGGACUCUCUGCUCCUCAGUUGGUUGCUACUCUACUUGUCGGCUUAGCUAUCUGGACAUUGCUGGAAUACUCUCUUCACCGCUUUCUCUUCCACAAGAAACCCCGGGGAUAUUGGGGAAACACAUUGCACUAUCUGUUUCAUGGUUGCCAUCAUAAGCACCCCAUGGACAGAAUGAGGCUGGUCUUCCCCCCUGCAGCUUCCAUGUUUAUCAUUGUACUUGUGGGGAAUGUGAUUAAGCUUCUAACUCCUCUGGUUUACGCUCCUGCCAUUCAUGGAGGAGUGUUGUUGGGGUAUGUUAUCUAUGACUGCACACAUUACUACCUGCACCAUGGAAAACCACUAACUGGGGUGUCCCAUUCCCUGAAGAGAUACCACAUGGAUCAUCACUUCAAGAUCCAGGACAAAGGCUUUGGAAUCACUUCCGCUUUCUGGGACAUUGUUUUUGGAACACUUCCUCCUAAACCAACCAAGAAAAGUAGGUGAUUGUAACUGGAGAUGAAGAAAGUUUUCCUAGACGAUUGAUUUUAAAUUUAGACUAUGUUUCUUUUUUGUUUUCCACCAGCUGUGAAAAAAUUGCAGUUGUACCAUCUUGUGGGAAAAUAAAACACAAAUGAUCUAUAGGAAUUGAUGAUCUUCUGCACAUGAUUCAUGUGU
Molecule: messenger RNA, 932 nt
Organism: Cuscuta epithymum
Lineage: Eukaryota; Viridiplantae; Streptophyta; Magnoliopsida; Solanales; Convolvulaceae
Source: the annotation of a GenBank genome assembly